AUGUCUUCAUAAAAGAGAGAAUCAAAGUCCCCUUUAAAAUCUUUAUUAUCUGUAUUUUAAGGUGGAGGAGGAGGAGCCACAAAAGUCAUUUUACCUCCAAAUACAUAAAUUGUAUUUAAUAAAGAAAAAGGAGUUUAUGAAUAUCCAGGAAAAGAGACAUAUUCAGAAAAAAAACCUGAACCUAAAAUUGAAGAUUAGAUUCCUCCAGGUGAAAUGAAGGAAUAUUUGAAGCCAUAGAAUCCUCACUUAAGAGGAAAGUAAUAGAGAUAACAAAAGGAUCAUNUUAGGGAUCGUUAAAACUUGGAAAUUAUAAAAUUCUGAAUGGGAAAGUUCACCUCCUUAAUAUAGUCAUAAAAAAUCUGUUUUUUGUCUUAUAUUAAGUAAAAAUGAAGACUUUUUAUUCUCAUGUAGUGAGGAUUAAUCUAUAAUAAUUUGGAGUUUGAUUAUUGCUUAAAAUAAGAUAUAGAAAAAAUAAUAAAUUACAACAGAUAAAGGAUCAUUAUUUUCUCUAAGUUUGAAUGACUCAGAAAAUAAAUUAGCUGCAUGUAGUCGAAAAGAUGCAAUUAUUAUAUGCGAAAAAUAAAGUAACAAUGAAUGGAUUCUAAAAUAAAUAAUAUAGUUACCUGAAAAGGGAUUUGGUUUUAGAUUAUGUUUUUAUGGAGAAGAUUAUUUGAUUUUUUAACCUUAAAAUGAAGGAAUUAGUAAAGUUUAUUAGUUAAAAGACAAUAUUUUUGAAUAAAGGAAAGAAUUGGAAAUAGAAUUAUAAGAAAAAGAAUAAAAAGAUAUGAUUGGAUUAUCUCCAAUUUAAUAUAAUAAUUUUCUAGAUGUUAUGAUGUUAAAACAUGCUAAUUGUGUUUAUUUUAUUAAAAAAUUAUCAAAUUAGAAAUUUGCAAUUAUCGGAAGUUCCCCUAAGAAAUAAAAUAUUUUUCAUACUUUUACAGUUUCUUAAGAUGGAUAAUACUAUGCAGAAUGGACUAAUGAAAAGAAAAUUUACAUAUAUAGAAUAGAUUAUUAAUGA
Messenger RNA from Paramecium sonneborni, 1018 nucleotides. The record is from the annotation of a GenBank genome assembly. NCBI's taxonomy places the organism in Eukaryota, Ciliophora, Oligohymenophorea, Peniculida, Parameciidae.